UUUAUUUUUAUUUUUGUCCGUUGCCAUAGGAUAAAACCUGAUUUUAAAUGCAGCCAACGUAACAUCAUAUCAUCAUUAAACUGAUAGCACGCUUUUAGGCGUAACAAAGUGAAGCAAAUAAAUUCCAAAAUCUUUUAUUCAUCGCCCGCAUUCUAUCAACCAACUGAGAGUAACACAUUUCCUUCAACAACUUUUUACAACGCCCCUUCCACACAUGCAUAUGGAUUGGUAACGGCGCUGAAAAGUAUGCCACAAAUUUGCCCAAAAGCAGUGCACUUUCCACUCACUCUUUCGCUUAAAAUUGGGAACUUUAGGGAAAUUAAAAACUUUACAACAGAAGAACAUUUAAUUGCACUUGAGCACUUGAAAACAGUUACAGCAGUUACAAUACGUACCGUUACAAGUAUGGCGGCAAGUGUGUUGCGGUGUUUGUACAUAUAUAUUUAUAAAACUUUGCAGACAAUCAUGCCGCAUUGGACAAAUAUGGAACGGAAGACACUGAUUUGCUUGCCAACAACAGUUCGAAGCCAACCAAAAGCAGAAAAAGGAGGUGGCGUGGGCAAUACGAAAGGGAAAUCAGUAAAAAAGGGCAAGGCUUUGGAAAGAGAUUUCACAAAUAAGUAAAUGAAAUUGUGAGUAAAUAAAAUAAAAGUUUGAGAGCUCGGGUGAUGAUUGAAGUAUUUUGUGAACUGGAGAGAGUUCUUAGAGUAAUGUAUAUUAAAGAGAGAGAGAGAGCACUGAGUGCGAGAAUGAGCUGAGUGAGUAAGUCAAUUCUACGGAUAUUGGGUGCUUUAGUAGAAUUUUAAGUAAAAUAGAUAAUUUUAGAC
Molecule: messenger RNA, 827 nt
Organism: Ceratitis capitata (Mediterranean fruit fly)
Lineage: Eukaryota; Metazoa; Arthropoda; Insecta; Diptera; Tephritidae
Exons: 2
Coding region: 247-624 (125 amino acids)
Source: RefSeq, a predicted model, not a curated record